Molecule: messenger RNA, 1387 nt
Organism: Saccostrea cuccullata (small rock oyster)
Lineage: Eukaryota; Metazoa; Mollusca; Bivalvia; Ostreida; Ostreidae
Exons: 7
Coding region: 1-1158 (385 amino acids)
Source: RefSeq, a predicted model, not a curated record
AUGGAGGGAAAUAAAAUGGCAGCAGAUUGUGAUUACCGUAAAGCUGAAAAGUCUAGUAUGGACAGUUAUAUUCAGAUGAUGAGGGAAGGAAAUACUAGAGAGACAAGUGCCGGGAAAUCAACUCUUAUCAAUAAAAUAUUAGGAAUGCGAACUUUCAAAGGGAGAAACCUGGAGUCCACAUCAACUGUUUGCAAAAUACGAAAUUCUGAAAAGGUGGUAAUAAAAAUUGAGUCAGACACUGGUGCAGUCGAGGUAGAAGAUAUGAGUGACAUUGAUGUAGAAACAAAGCAAGGCGAAAAAACUCUUCGAGAUACUUUGAAGACUCUAACAGAUAUGACUAUUGAGAAAGGUAGUAGAAAGUACGAAAGUGUUGAUAUUGGAUUGCCAGUAUCCUUUUUGAAGGGUAAUACAAUAAUAGUAGAUACACCAGGCAUUGGUGGCUCUGGAAAAGUCAGUCAGAAGGUGAUGAAAUACUUGUCAAAUGCAGUUUCUUUUAUCUUCGUGAUUAAUGUGGCAAGUGCAGGCGGGAUGCAAAGAGACAGGCUUCCUGAAAUACUAAAAUCCAUUAUCCACUUACAAAUGGAGGAUGAAAUGCCUUGUUUUGAUCCACGAAGUGUUAUAUUUAUAACAAACAAAUGGGAUUCAAUCAAGAAAGACCCGGAUGACAGCAGUGAUGAUGAUGAGGAAGAAAAAACAUGGAAAAAAGUAACAGACAGCAUUUAUAGAAACUGGCCAUCAAUCAGGGAAGAGAAUAUUUUCAAAAUGAAUCUUACAGAUGUAUACCGAGUUGAAGCAUCCACGCAAGAGUUUGAGAAAUUUCGAAGUGCUUUAGAAAAAGUGGUUAAGGAAAAUGAAAACAUUAGGAUCACGGAACAUUUUAGAUACCUUUGUACACUCUUGCACGAUGUAUACACAGGAGUUCUCACAAGACAAGAACUGGCAAAAAGAUCGAGAGAAGAACAAGAAAAUAAGACUAAAGAGCAUCAAACGAAAAUUGAUAUACUGAAGAACAAAUGCACAGUGAAAAGCCAUUUUUGGCGUCAGCUAUUAAGAACAUUAUUGAGCAAGAAGCAACUACAAGUUUUGAAUACAUGUCAUCAGACAUCGGAAAGGAAAGAAUCCUUAAUCCAAAAGACUGGCUACCAGUUAUGGAGGUGACGUAUAUUCCGAACAUGCUUGAUGAGGAAGUUCGGGAAAGGAUUGACCGUUAUAUAGAUGAAAAAGUGCGAUCGCCUGAAGUAGUUGAAAGAUUCAAGAUUAUUAAAGAUGAUAUUUUGAGUUUCUAUAAAGAAAUUUCUACCGAAAUAGAAAAACUGGAAAAUGAAUGGACGGGGACUCCUAAUGUAAUUAGCUCAGAAAAGGAAGAAAUGUAUAAAGAGGAGUCAAU